This is a messenger RNA of Symbiodinium sp. CCMP2456, 2361 nucleotides long. NCBI's taxonomy places the organism in Eukaryota, Dinophyceae, Suessiales, Symbiodiniaceae. The record is from the annotation of a GenBank genome assembly.
AUGUCUUCCUCCAGCGGCUACGGUUCGGCCCCGCCAUCCCAGCCAUGCCAGGUUCCGGAGUCGCCUUCAUCCACAUCUGCCGAAUACGGCUUGACGGAUCCCAAGAGCUUGGCCGAGUACCUGGAGCAUGCCAACAUCCGCCUGGUCCGGGCUCUUGCCUCGACGCCAAGAAGCCGAGGAGCGGGGCCUGGUGACGCAUGCAGAAGUGAGGGGGACGCCAUGAUCUGCUCGGUGUCCCACGCCUGGGAGAGCCGGGAGCAUCCGGAUCCAUGCGCCCACCAGUUGAAGUGCCUCGUCGACGUCGUGUCUCUCUUCGACGCCGCCUACUUCUCGGAUAUCUGGCUGUUUUACGACUAUGUGUCUCUGUUUCAGUUCGAGCGGGAGUUGGCAGCAGAAGAAGAGAGCUUCCGACGGUCGAUGCAGGACACGCACGUCUUGUACGCCCAUCAGUGCACGCGAACUUUCCGCAUAGAAAGCCUCACCCCAGACGAUGUCUGGGAAGCGGCGAGCAAGAAUUCUGAGUAUCGAGUGCGAGUGUACGAUGCAGCGAGCGAUUCGGUCCGCGAACGCAUGCUCAAAGAGCUCGUCGCGAACCGGGUUCUUUAUGGAACGCGCGGGUGGGGCAAGGCGGAGGUUGAGUGGUCCUCGGCCAGGAGCAGAUCGGAGCAGAACCACUGGAUCGAUGCUCCCGAGGCUCAAGAUAGAAACGAGGAAGGUAGGGAGGGUGAGCAAGAGCCAGAGCUGCCGGGCAAGGUGCCCAUGGCUCCGGAGAUUUUUGCGGAAGAGAUGAACUCGGCAGCCUUCACCCAUCGCUCCGAUGCCGAAGAGGUGAAGAAGCUGCAGUUCAAGGUUUUCCUCCAGAAAGUGUCCGAGUGCGUAGAGGCGCUCUUCGAACAUCUGCCCGAAGGGCAGCUGGGGCAGCUGGCAAAGGCCCUGCCUUACUUCAAGAAGCUGAAGGUGCUGAGGCUCCGGGCCUUUAAGGUGGGCCGAGCGGAGGCUGAGAAGUUCGCGAAGGCGCUGGCAUGCAACAAAACGAUCCGCGAGCUCGAGAUAAGUCGCCUGAGCUUCAGCUAUAAGCAUGAAAAUGGUUUUCUAUGGGAGGCGAUCGCCGAAGCGUUGAAGUGCAACUCCACCCUCACCAGCAUCAACCUUGAAAGCAGCGACAUCGGUGCGGAGGGUUGCAAGGCGAUUGGCGAAGCAUUGAAGACGAACUCCACACUGACCAGCAUCAACCUCGCAUGGUACUUCAUCGGCGAGGGGGGUGCCAAGGCGAUCUGCGAGGCGUUGAAGUACAACUCCACACUUACCAGCAUCAACCUUGAAAGCAACGACAUCAAUGCGGAGGGUGGCAAGGCGAUUGGCCAAGCAUUCAAGACCAACUCGACGCUCACCAGCAUCAACCUUCAAGCCACCGGCAUGGGCCGUGAGGGCGGUGAGGGUGCGAAGGCGAUCGCCGAAGCAUUGAAGAGCAACUCCACGCUCAACAGCAUUCAGCUCGCUCACAACCGCAUCGACGAUGAGGGUGGGAAGGCGAUUGGCGAAGCGUUGAAGAGCAACUCCACGCUCACCAGCAUCAACCUCGAAGGCAACCGCAUUGGCGAGGCGGGCGGCAAGGCGAUUGGCGAAGCGUUGAAGAGCAACUCCACGCUCACCAGCAUUCAGCUCGCUUACAACUGCAUCGACGAUGAGGGUGGGAAGGCGAUUGGCGAAGCGUUGAAGAGCAACUCCACGCUCACCAGCAUCAACCUCGCAGGCAACGACAUCAGCGAGCAGGUGCUUGCGGAGAUGCAGAAGAGCUGCCUACUCACGGAUUCUUGGUCGGCCGAGGCUGCAAGUACGGCCCCGGCUCCGGAAGCUGGAAUGGACUGGACGGGAAAAGUUCGUAUAGAGGAGCUCGCAGAGCGAUUGAAAGUACGCUGCAACCCCAGCAAGUUGAACCUCGAGGGGAGUGGUCUCCUCGUCGGAAUUGUAGAGCAGGUAGAGGCGAUCGCCGAAGCAUUGAAGACGAACUCCACACUGACCAGCAUCAACCUCGCAUGGUACUUCAUCGGCGAGGGGGGUGCCAAGGCGAUCUGCGAGGCGUUGAAGUGCAACUCCACACUUACCAGCAUCAACCUUGAACACAACGACAUCAAUGCGGAGGGUGGCAAGGCGAUUGGCCAAGCAUUGAAGACCAACUCGACGCUCACCAGCAUCAACCUUCAAGUCAACGGUCUUGGCGUCGAGGGUGGGAAGGCGCUUGCCGAGGCUCUGAAUAGCAACACAACAGUUUGCGAAAUUGAGCUCGCCAGAAACAACAUCCCCGCCGAGUGCGAGCAGGCUCUCAGUCAAGCUACUGGGGGAAGGUUGUCCUUUUUUUGA